GGGGGUUCCGUCAGCCACGUCACCUACAGGCUUCACGCGCAGGCAGGCAGGAGGAGAGGGACGCGCUCGCGCAGAGCACACCGUUAAUGUCGCGUGGCAAACGGCGCAGUUGCUAGAGAACAGCCGCGGAAAUCCUCACUGAGAUCAGCGCGAGACCUUAUUUAUUUAUUAUUUUAACAUCCGGGUUUCUUUUUCUUUCUUUCUCUGUUUGUUGCUUGUUGAAGCGCGAGGAUGAACGUGUUCCGUCUGGCCGGUGACGUGUCGCAUCUGCUCGCCAUCAUCAUCCUCUUCAUGAAGAUCUGGAGGUCCAAGUCCUGCGCAGGUAUCUCAGGGAAGUCCCAGGUGCUCUUCGCGUUGGUCUUCACCACCAGAUAUCUAGACCUGUUCACUGUCUUCAUCUCCGCAUACAACACUGUCAUGAAGGUGGUGUUCCUGGUCCUAGCCUAUGCGACGGUGUAUCUAAUCUACAUGCGCUUCAGGAACUCGUACGACAGUGAGAACGACUCGUUCCGUGUGGAGUUCCUGUUGGUUCCUGUUGCUGGACUCUCCUUCCUUGAGAACUACGCCUUCACCCCGCUGGAGAUCCUGUGGACGUUCUCCAUCUACCUGGAGUCGGUGGCGAUCUUACCCCAGCUGUUCAUGAUCACUAAGACGGGCGAGGCCGAGUCCAUCACCACACACUACCUGUUCUUUUUGGGACUGUACCGCGCCCUCUACCUGGCCAACUGGGUGUGGCGCUACCACACAGAGGCCUUCUUCGACCAGAUCGCCGUCGUCUCCGGAGUCGUGCAGACCAUCUUCUACUGCGACUUCUUCUACCUCUACUUCACCCGCGUGAUAAGAGGAAGUGGGAAGAUUUCUCUGCCAAUGCCAGUGUGAGGAUCAGUCUUGGCUCCCCCGCUUAUGCGUUUUUCUGUAUCAGCAUUUCUCACUCCACCAACUUCAGCUUAUUUUGCAUUUUAAAGGAACUACAAUUUUUUAUAGUAACUACAAAUCCCAGCCCUGGAGCUCAGCCGCCAUGUUUGAGGAAAAAACAGAAACGUGCCUUAAUGUACAGCAUAAAAAAAGGUUUUUAUUUUAUACAUAAACGCCUUAUUGUUACUCCUCAAGAAGAGAGCACACAUGCUAACGUCUUCCUCCACCCUGUCCCUGAGUGUGUGUGUGAGUGUGUGAGUGAGUGUGUGAGUGUGUGAGUGUGUGUGUGUUAUUAACUGUUCUAUGGGUGCCAAGGAGGGAUAAACUCUAUAUUUCAUGUUUUAUUUGAGUGCACGACCGAGAGCUGUUUUUAUUCCAUCAGUUAUCAGACACUGAUCUAAUCUGUCUAAUCUGUACACUCUCGCUAAUGUAGCAUGUCAGCUAACUACCCCAGCUCUAUAGCCUCCUGUGUCAUUCUUAGGGGUAGCACCAGGCAGAGGAACCAGCUGUAAUGGCGACUGGAAAAGAUUUGUAGUGGUUGCUGAACAUUUUCCUUAGCUAACUAUCAGCGCUAAAACUCCAUGUGUGAUGGAGGAGGUGGUGAUGGUGCUGGAGGUGGCGUUGGACGCGGUGUUGGUGGUGGAGGUAGUGUUGGUGAUAAUGGUGGUGGUAGAUGUGAUGGUGGUGAUGUUGGUGGUGGAGGUGAUGGUGGUGAUGAAGGUGGUGGUCGAGGUGGACUGGGAGACAGUUUGCAUGUUGUUCCUGUUGCAUCUGUUUACAUCCCACGUGUUUACAUCAUGUAUAAGGAAUAAAUCGGUACUGAUUCUGAGACCUGAGCCCGGUCCAGAGUUUGAGGUCAGCAUCUGGACCAAUCACAAUCCUCCAUUUCAGAACUUACACGCUGGAUCUUUCACAGUGUUAAUCAAUAGAUUAAUAAAGAGGAAUCAAUCAAAGACAUUACAUCAGUGGAUCAUAACUGAUAGAACAAACAGCAGGUCGUGUGUGUGUGUGUGUGUGUGAGUGUGUGUGUGUGCGUGAGAGUGUGUGUGUGUUUCACAGACAAGAGCGUAAACACUCAGUAUCUCUUCCAAAGACUCAAUCUAAAGUGUUAAUUUUUUAAAAUUCAUAAAGAGAAGUGAUUUUUGUUGUUGUUUAUUUCUUCAUUUUGUUGAGUGUGUUUUGUAAAAUGGGUGUGUUUUGUCAAUAAAGGAUAAAAUGGG
This is a messenger RNA of Pangasianodon hypophthalmus (striped catfish), 2135 nucleotides long. It is a transcript of the gene kdelr3, whose product is annotated as KDEL endoplasmic reticulum protein retention receptor 3. NCBI's taxonomy places the organism in Eukaryota, Metazoa, Chordata, Actinopteri, Siluriformes, Pangasiidae. The transcript is spliced from 5 exons. The coding region runs from base 232 to 879 and encodes 215 amino acids. Gene Ontology annotation, biological process: protein retention in ER lumen; endoplasmic reticulum to Golgi vesicle-mediated transport. Gene Ontology annotation, cellular component: cis-Golgi network; endoplasmic reticulum; membrane. Gene Ontology annotation, molecular function: ER lumen protein retrieval receptor activity. The record is from RefSeq and is a predicted model, not a curated record.